Raphanus sativus (radish) is the source of this 1327-nucleotide messenger RNA. RefSeq names its product neutral ceramidase 1-like. Bases 182 to 1327 code for a protein of 381 amino acids. Gene Ontology annotation, biological process: sphingosine biosynthetic process; ceramide catabolic process; long-chain fatty acid biosynthetic process. The record is from RefSeq and is a predicted model, not a curated record. Gene Ontology annotation, cellular component: extracellular region. Lineage: Eukaryota; Viridiplantae; Streptophyta; Magnoliopsida; Brassicales; Brassicaceae. Gene Ontology annotation, molecular function: N-acylsphingosine amidohydrolase activity. The transcript has 5 exons.
AUAAUAGAAAGAAAAUAAUAUCUCCCACCAAUUUCAUUUGCUUUCCUUUGGACUGUCAGACUCGCUCUUCGUCUCUUUCUGCACCAAAUACUUUUCUUCUUCAUCUCUCUCCCGUUGCUUUUAGAAGAAUCCCGCCCCGAGAUCAGAAGGUAAUACUCACUGGUUGAGGAACUUGAUCACCAUGACGAAGGAGAUAUAUAAUCUAGUCAGAUUAAGGAGCAGUUUCCUCUACAUAUCGACACUUCUUUUGCUGCGAGUUCACUCACACUCUGAGUAUCUGAUUGGACUUGGAAGCUACGACAUCACCGGCCCUGCCGCUGAUGUUAACAUGAUGGGUUACGCUGACAUGGAGCAAGUCGCAUCUGGUAUUCACUUCAGGCUCCGCGCUCGGACGUUCAUCGUAUCCGACCCACAAGGGAAGCGUGUUGUGUUCGUUAACAUCGACGCUUGCAUGGCUUCCCAAAUUGUUACACUUAAAGUGAUCGAGAGGCUCAAGGCAAGAUAUGGGGACUUAUAUACAGAAAAGAAUGUUGCCAUCAGUGGCAUUCACACUCAUGCUGGUCCUGGUGGAUAUCUUCAGUAUGUUGUGUACAUCGUUACAUCGCUUGGGUUUGUUCGUCAGUCAUUUGAUGCCCUCGUUGAUGGAAUUGAGAAUAGUAUCAUACUAGCUCAUGAGAACCUCCGUCCUGGAUCAAUCUUUCUCAAUAGUGGUGAACUCUUGGAUGCUGGGGUAAACAGGAGUCCAAGUGCAUAUCUGAACAAUCCUUCUAAAGAAAGGAGUAAACACAAGUAUGAUACCGACAAAGAAAUGACUCUCUUGAAGUUUGUGGAUGAUCAGUGGGGUCCAGUAGGUAGUUUCAACUGGUUUGCUACUCAUGGAACUUCCAUGAGCCGUACAAACUCUUUGAUCAGUGGGGACAACAAGGGAGCCGCGGCAAGGCUUAUGGAGGAUUGGUUUGAACAACACAACACUGCUGAAAGGGAAGAGCUUGAGAUACCUAGAAGAGUUUCAAGCAUAAUCGGGAAUCAUCAGGACAUCCAUGAGGAGGAGCUGAUGCUAGAGCUUGCAUCUUACUUUGAGUCACAACUUGGUAGGCCUGCUACUAGAGUUUCGAGUUCGGCCAGGCGGGUGAGGAGUGCUAUGAGGAAGGCGGAUAAGCCUGGCUUUGUUUCUGCUUUCUGUCAAACAAACUGUGGUGAUGUUAGCCCAAAUGUGCUUGGAGCCUUUUGCCUUGACACUGGUCUUCCUUGUGAUUUCAAUCACAGUACUUGUGGUGGGAGAAAUGAGCUGUGCUAUGGGCGUGGACCAGGGUAUACAAAAAUUUAG